ACAUCUCAAGAGUCCUGUGUGCGAGUCUGUUCUUUAUCUGACUACUCGUGACAGCUAACUCCACUUGAACCAACCACAAGUGAGCCCACCCUUUUUUUGCUACUUUGUCACCCCUCUCUGUCUCUCAAGUCCUUUUGUCUUCCGCGGCCCCUUUGAAGCAACUUCUCCACACAGAUUUGUUUGGUUCAGCUACAGAGAGAGCACUGUCGGUAUGUCCAAGGGUGGAUAUCCCUCUGUGUGUGUGGUGGACACUCACACCACCCGGCCUGCAGUGCCACCCAGGCUGAGCCAGGUGAGACGGCGUGCCGGGGCGGCGCAGACCCUGCUGUUCCUGCUGGUGAGCGUGGCGUUGUGCGGCAUGGCCAUAGAAGCCUGCUUCAUCUACCGUCUCUACCGACCGGGGUCUGCCGCCUCAGCAUCGUCCUCUAAGCUCAUCGCAGGUCCAGUCGUUACUUCUCCCCCUGAAACUCUUGUUAUUCCUCCUUCCAAACCGGUUGCACAUCUGACAGAUGGACAAGAUGUAGUUCACGGUGCAAAAAUCAUGGCGUGGAGCAUGGAUGCCGACCCUCUCCUCUAUGAAAUUAACUACAAAGACAAAAGCCUCGUUAUUCAGAAGGAGGGUUAUUACUCUGUCUAUUCCAAGGUUUCCUUCUUAGACAUUGAUGUAUUUCGCCACUAUGUUAAUCGGAGAACUGAACGGUACCCAGGCGGAAGUAUUCCCCUCCUGAUGUCCAGAAGACUCUCAGGAAGGUCCAGCCAAAUGCGAUCCAACAGUUACCUGGCUGGAGUGUUUCACCUCACAAAAGGCGAUGCCCUGUUCGUGGAAGUGAGCAACACCUCAAACAUCGCACGACUCAAAUCUUAUGAGAACGUCUUCGGUGCAUAUAUGAUAUAAAUAUCACAUUGAUAUUUCACUAUGAGUCCCAAAGUUUGGAAUAACAGUAAAUAGAAGUGGACAAUAGAUGUUAUGAGGCUUAAUGAUUCUCUCUAUAAAGAAAGAGUAUAGGUCCACAACCGGAAGCAUAGGCAGGUGUGAAAACCUCAUCGAGUGUUAUGAAGGUCAGGACAUUGCGGGGGGCUUUCCU
Anarrhichthys ocellatus (wolf-eel) is the source of this 1085-nucleotide messenger RNA. RefSeq names its product TNF superfamily member 14 (gene tnfsf14a). Gene Ontology annotation, cellular component: membrane. Gene Ontology annotation, molecular function: tumor necrosis factor receptor binding. The transcript is spliced from 4 exons. NCBI's taxonomy places the organism in Eukaryota, Metazoa, Chordata, Actinopteri, Perciformes, Anarhichadidae. Gene Ontology annotation, biological process: immune response. Bases 212 to 895 code for a protein of 227 amino acids. The record is from RefSeq and is a predicted model, not a curated record.